Messenger RNA from Magnolia sinica, 1557 nucleotides. RefSeq names its product adenylate-forming reductase 03009-like. The transcript has 3 exons. The record is from RefSeq and is a predicted model, not a curated record. NCBI's taxonomy places the organism in Eukaryota, Viridiplantae, Streptophyta, Magnoliopsida, Magnoliales, Magnoliaceae. The coding region runs from base 34 to 1557 and encodes 507 amino acids.
CUCUCUCUCUCUCUCUCUCUCUCAACCCCAGGCAUGGAAAACCCAACAAGGUUUUCGAGCUGCCGGGGGGUCUCUUUCGAGAUCCAUCCCAGCCAAACCAGCCCAUUUGCAGUCCCACCCCCGCCAGUGCCAGAUCGAGAUGGCAAGUGGGUUUGGUUUCCAUGGAACUCGAGAAGGAGCUCUUUCCGAGUAUUUCCGACGUCAGAUGCAAUUCAACGUUCCAUAAGUCGACAAAGCAGCCAUUUCUGUGAUCUAACCGAUGAUGAAGAUGAUGAUGAAGAUAACCAGAUAGAAGAAGAAGAAAAAGAAAACGACAUCGAGAAACAGAAACCUAAACAAGACCAAGAUGAUCUAAAACAGCCCAGCAAGAAAGAAAUCUCAGCUGUCAAAGCAAAACCACAGACAGAAUCAAGAUUGUCUGUGAUACUCCUAGACCAAGGUCUGUUUACAGUCUACAAGCGGCUCUUCCUCGUCUGCCUAACGCUGAAUAUAGUAGGCCUGGUUCUUGCCGCCACAGGGCAUUUCCCCUACGCGAGGCGGAAGACAGCCCUCUUCUCUAUAGGGAACAUACUCGCCCUCACGCUCUGCAGGAGCGAGGCCUUCCUCCGCCUCGUCUUCUGGCUGGCCGUCAAGGCGCUGGGCCGGAGCUGGGUCCCACUUCGCCUCAAGACCAUGACCACUUCAUUCCUCCAAUGCCUUGGUGGGAUCCACAGCGGCUGCGGGGUCUCUUCAGUUGCAUGGCUGAUAUACGCUCUCGUCCUCACACUCAAAUAUAGAGAAAAUACAUCGGAUGAGAUUUUAGCCGUUGCAUCGGCAAUCCUAUCUCUUCUCUGCCUAUCUUCCUUAGUGUGGUUCUUCAUCAUCCUCACCGUCUCCUACGAUCCAAUCUCCAAGUCCUAUGACAUCCGUGGCUCUCGGCUUAUAAAAGAACAAGAAUUCUGGUUCACUUCAGCCAUCACCCUUAUAAUAAUCCUUCCUUGGCUAACGGUCAGACGGGUCCCAGUCACCAUCACUGCCCCAUCAGGCCAUGCCUCUCUAAUAAGGUUCAAUGGAGGCAUACCGGCGGGAAUACUGGGCAGGAUCAGCCCUUCUCCCUUAUCGGAAUGGCAUGCAUUUGGUAUCAUUUCGGAUGGAAAGAAAGACCACUUGAUGCUUGCUGGUGCAGUCGGAGACUUCACAAAGUCUCUUGUCGCCGACCCACCGAAGCAUUUAUGGGUCCGGUCAUUGCACUUCGCUGGCCUACCGUAUCUCGUGAACAUGUACCAAAGGGUGGUAUUGGUUGCAACGGGGUCCGGCAUCUGUGUCUUUCUCUCAUUCCUCUUACAACCAUGUGCGGAAAUCAAGGAGAUGGUGAGCGGAUUUCCGAAAGAGAAGGUGAUCAUCCAUGACACGGCAGUCUCCGGCAGGCCAAACGUGGCAGAGAUGAGCAUCGACGCGGCAAAGAGGUGGAGAGCGGAGGUGGUCAUCGUCACCAGUAAUCCACAAGGGAGUAGGGACGUCGUGAAUGCAUGCAAAGGCGCUGGAAUAGCUGCCUUUGGGCCCAUUUGGGAUUCUUAA